AAAUAAAAUGUUUUCUGCCAAGACAUUAUUGAGAAUAACUUGUUCUUUUAGAUUUCACAGUUCUUUUUGGUUUAGAAGUUCUUCUUUUUGUAACCAAGUCAAAGACCAGAACAGUGGAAAAGAAGACAAAGAACAAGUUAUAUUUGAUAGUGUGGUGAACAGAGCUUUUCGUCACGUGUAUUUCCGAACACUGCCUUUGAGGAGACAACCAGAAUUGAAAGGAAAAGAAAAAGAAAUUUGUGAAAGUAUUGAGACAGAAGCAAGACAACUGUGUUGGAAGCAUAGAGAACGAGUUGUCGAUGACCGAAGUGCCGCUCAUAUACAUUUAAGUUCCAUGGCGCUAUCUUCUUACAAAACCUUACUUCCUUUGUUGGAUUCUGAUGAAGAAAGAGUACUCAACAUAGUAGGAAGAGGAUUCGGUUUGGCAGACGUGAGUUCCUCUUCCAAAUCUGGUUUACAAUGGAUCCUCCAGUUUAUGUUACUGGUUUCUUUGAAUAAGUUGCGAACCUUGAAGCGUAUGGCUGAGAAUAUUGAACGGGAUUUUGGAAAAGGUUUCGAUAUUGUUCAAGAAAGUGAAGUGGAUUCCAACAACAAGUUGGUUGCUCACCAAAUGGUUGUUCGUCGUUGUUUGUAUCACGACUUUUUUGUUGCAGAAGGAUAUCCUCAAGUGACUCGUCUUUUUUGUGCGUUGGAUCGUUCCUACUUUGGAGAGGUGAAGGAAAAACGCCACGGUGUUCGAUUUACUUUGAGUCAAACACUUGUAGACUCUGAUUCCUGUAUUUUUCGACUAGAAAAAACUCGUAGAUGAAUAACUUCUUUAGGACAAACCAAAAAAAUUUCACAUCAAUAAGAGAUACGACAUUGAGAGAAGAUUGUUUCUUGAUUAUUCACUCAGAUGAGAAUAUUUUGUCUUAGUUUUGUUUCUUCUGUAGGAACCUUGAAAGAGCAAGUUUUUGAUAAAAGAUUUAGGCUUUCAGUAUGUAAGCAU
Galdieria sulphuraria is the source of this 988-nucleotide messenger RNA. RefSeq lists its product as hypothetical. Bases 8 to 808 code for a protein of 266 amino acids. The transcript has 6 exons. NCBI's taxonomy places the organism in Eukaryota, Rhodophyta, Bangiophyceae, Galdieriales, Galdieriaceae. The record is from RefSeq and is a predicted model, not a curated record.